AUGGGCCGCGUUAGCACCAAAACCGUGAAAAGGGCGACCCCGGUCAUCAUCAAGAAGUACUACAGGCGUCUGGGCACCAACUUUCACACCAAGCGCGUGUGUGAGGAGGUGGCCUUCAUCCCCAGCAAGAGGCUCCACAACAAGACAGCAGACUGUGCCACGCCGCUGAUGAAGUGGAUCCAGAGGGGCCCUGGGAGAGGCAACUCCAUCAGGCUGCAGGAGGAGGAGAGAGAGAGGAGAGAGAACUCUGUCCCCGAGGUCUCAGCCCUCUAG
This is a messenger RNA of Nycticebus coucang (slow loris), 273 nucleotides long. RefSeq names its product 40S ribosomal protein S17-like. Gene Ontology annotation, molecular function: structural constituent of ribosome. The coding region runs from base 1 to 273 and encodes 90 amino acids. The record is from RefSeq and is a predicted model, not a curated record. Lineage: Eukaryota; Metazoa; Chordata; Mammalia; Primates; Lorisidae. Gene Ontology annotation, cellular component: ribosome. The transcript has a single exon. Gene Ontology annotation, biological process: translation.